CCGCGCAGGCGCGGUAACGCUCUCUCCUGGCAAUAAGAUGGCGACUGUCAGAAUGUAUUCUGCUCUGUUGUCGUUUUUACUUUUCAACGUCUUCUGCAGCCUCGUCUCCGCCUUGUACUUCCACAUCGGGGAGACGGAAAAGAAAUGUUUCAUAGAAGAAAUCCCAGAUGAGACGAUGAUCAUCGGAAACUAUCGGACUCAGCUGUACGACAAACAGAAAGAGGAAUAUCUCCCGGCUACGCAGGGUCUAGGCAUGUUUGUGGAGGUCAAAGACCCUGACGAAAAGGUGAUUCUGUCUCGACAGUACGGCUCCGAGGGAAGGUUCACCUUCACGUCUCACACACCCGGGGAACAUCAGAUCUGCCUUCACUCCAACUCCUCUAAGUUCUCCCUCUUUGCUGGAGGCAUGCUGAGGGUUCACCUGGACAUUCAAGUCGGCGAGCACGCCAACAACUACGCUGAGAUCGCCGCCAAAGACAAACUGACCGAGCUGCAGCUGAGAGUGAGACAGCUGGUGGAGCAAGUGGACCAGAUCCAGAAGGAGCAGAACUACCAAAGAUACCGCGAGGAGCGCUUUCGUCAGACCAGUGAGAGCACCAACCAGCGCGUCCUCUGGUGGUCCAUCGUCCAGACCCUCAUUCUGGUGGCCAUCGGCAUCUGGCAGAUGAAACACCUAAAGAGCUUCUUCGAGGCCAAGAAGCUAGUCUAAAUCUUUCACUGCGUGUAGAUUUAUGUAUGUAUGUAUGUAUGUAUGUAUGCAUGUGUGAAUGUAUGCAUGUGUGAAUGUGUGAAUGUGGGUAUGUAUACAUACAUGCAUGCAUGUGUGUUUGUAUGCGUAUCUAUGUUUGCGUGUGUAUGUAUGUAUGUAUGUAUGUGUACAUGUGUUUGUAUGUAUGAAUGUAUAUUUGUAUUUACCCUAUGAAGUGAUUGAGUAGAGCGCCGUGGCAGCACAUGACUUGCAGAGAAGUUACUGGAACCUUGCCGAGACGAUGACAGACAAGUGGUCAGGCGAACUAUUUAUUGACGGCUUUCGCUCUGAAGUCGAGCCGAAACGUCGUCGCCACACGUUCCGUUGUUUUUAUACACCCCAUAUUUGCUCUCUGUGACGACGCGCCUGCAGUCCGCCAUCUGCUUCGAUGACCGCUUGUCGCAAAUUGUCGUCUUAGUGACGCACGCGUCGCCCCGUGGGAUUUCUUUUAAAAAAAGACGGCAACAUGGUUUUAGCCUGUGAAGAUCACGAGAGAUUAUCUUACCGAGUGCACGUGGACUUGUUUUAAACGACUCUUUAACAAUCUAUGCAGUGUUUACGUUCAUCAGUGUGUAGAAGGGGGGGUCACGUUUCUGUUACUUGUGUCCCACUUAAGAAAAUGUACAAUUUUGAAUGACGGGCUUGAAAAUAUUUUUCCAAAAACUGCACUCGCAUCAACAUCUGUCCCAUUUGUUUGUGUCCACAGUUCGCUUUAUACUUCCAUUGAAAAUUAAAAACCUGUUUUUAACAAUAUUUUGCUUUCACUGAACUACAAUUUGAGAAUAAAUCUGACUGUAAAACAACUGAAAUAAUGUUCUAAUAAAGUUUACAAGAUUUCACAAA
Nerophis ophidion (straightnose pipefish) is the source of this 1591-nucleotide messenger RNA. RefSeq names its product transmembrane p24 trafficking protein 9 (gene tmed9). Bases 38 to 709 code for a protein of 223 amino acids. Gene Ontology annotation, cellular component: endoplasmic reticulum-Golgi intermediate compartment; Golgi apparatus; endoplasmic reticulum. The transcript has 5 exons. The record is from RefSeq and is a predicted model, not a curated record. Lineage: Eukaryota; Metazoa; Chordata; Actinopteri; Syngnathiformes; Syngnathidae. Gene Ontology annotation, biological process: intracellular protein transport; Golgi organization; endoplasmic reticulum to Golgi vesicle-mediated transport.